Messenger RNA from Vigna radiata var. radiata (mung bean), 958 nucleotides. Its product is annotated as endonuclease 2. NCBI's taxonomy places the organism in Eukaryota, Viridiplantae, Streptophyta, Magnoliopsida, Fabales, Fabaceae. Bases 20 to 901 code for a protein of 293 amino acids. Gene Ontology annotation, biological process: DNA catabolic process. The transcript is spliced from 9 exons. The record is from RefSeq and is a predicted model, not a curated record. Gene Ontology annotation, molecular function: nucleic acid binding; endonuclease activity.
AGUGGUACACUAAGGAAAAAUGGGUAGUUUUAGAAUAGAGGUAGUGGUGAUAGUGUCACUGAUGGUGGUGCUUCCAAAUGCAGAAGGAUGGGGAAAAGAUGGGCACGCCAUUGUAUGCAAGAUUGCUCAGGCUCGCCUGGACACUGCAGCUGCAGAAGCUGUAAGCAAACUAUUGCCGAAAUCUGCAGAAAAUGAUCUGGCUAGCCUGUGUUCGUGGCCAGAUGAUGUCAGGAGGACGAUUCCUUGGUCUUCCUCCUUGCACUUUGCUGAUACUCCUGACUCCGUUUGCAGUUACGAUCACACCAGAGAUUGUGUAGAUCCGAGAACAGGAGUUAAAAAUCGUUGUGUAGUGGCAGCUAUUUACAACUACACCAACCAGCUCCUCGGAUACGGAAGUAACACACAAUCUAAUUAUAAUCUCACUGAAGCUCUUAUGUUCCUUUCACAUUUUUUUGGUGACAUUCAUCAGCCUCUACAUUGUGGGUUUGUCUCAGACCAGGGUGGCAAUGCAAUUAAUGUUCUUUGGUACAACGCAACGCAAAAACUUCACCGGGUCUGGGAUGAUAACAUAAUUGAAACAGAGUUUGAAAAAUUCGAUCAGGAUUUCGACGACUUGGUUGAUGCAAUUCAAAGAAAUAUUACGAAAGUAUGGGCUGAUGAAGUACAAGAAUGGGAGCACUGCAGUAAUUAUGACAUAUCAUGCCCAGCUAUAUAUGCGUCUGAAAGUGCGGAAGAUGCCUGUAAAUGGGCCUAUAGAGAUGCCACUGAAGGAGCAGUACUAGAUGAUGAAUAUUUCUUCUCUCGUUUUCCGAUAGUGAAUUUGCGGUUAGCUCAAGGAGGAGUUCGAUUGGCUGCAGCUCUUAAUCGUAUUUUUAACACCAACUAUUUAGCGGAAAUGUAGUGUCAUUGGAUCAUGCUUAAUAAAAUUAUUUGAACUGCGAAACAUUUUAUAUUUAUA